ACGAAUUGUAAUGUUUUCUACGUCCAUUGACAGUCCUUGCAGCACUUUGCAACCCCGUGUUUUCAAGAAUAAUUUUGUAUGUUAAAAUUUUGCGUAAUCAAUGCGUAUUAGAAGGUAGGAGACAUACAAAAAAUCGUUCUGUUGACCGUGCUAUAGACUGUUUGAUAAAAACGAAAGCGUCCAGUGUGGUUACUAGAUUUUCAAAGACAACAUGGGGAACGUGCUUGCUGCUUCCAAACCGAUCGCUGCCGGUGGACUCCCACCUCUGCCCGCCGAGCCACUCCCUGCAGCGGUAAGUUUGGAGCCGGAAAAACCACUGGACAAUCCUGGCACGAUGGAAGAAUUGCACAAGAAGUGUAAAGAUGUUAUGCCAGCCAAUUUCGAGGGAGCAAAGCUUAUGAUCAACAAAGGCCUGAGUAAUCAUUUCCAGGUAUCACACACGAUUAACCUCAACUCUUCCAAUACAAGCGGGUAUCGAUUUGGAGCAACUUACGUGGGCACAAAGCAAAUAUCCCCAAACGAGGCUUUUCCCGUAAUAUUGGGUGAUAUCGAUCCAGCUGGCAACUUGAAUGCCAAUAUCAUUCAUCAAUUGGCACCGAAUGUGCGUUGUAAAUUCGCUUCUCAGAUUCAGAACAACAAAGUUACUGCCGCACAACUAUCGACGGAUGUGAAAGGUCCAGACUACACCGCUUCAUUUACUGUUGGCAAUCCAAAUAUUAUUAACGAGUCCGGUGUUCUUGUCGCGCACUAUUUACAGUCGGUCACAAACCGCUUAGCUCUAGGAGGCGAACUAGCCUAUCAGUAUGGUUCUCAGGUGCCCGGUGGCCAAAUUGCAAUUAUAUCCGCAGCCGCUCGGUACACAUCCGGAUUGUCAUCAUGGUCUGGAACGAUUGGACUAGCUGGGGUACAUCUGUGCUACUACCAGAAAGCCAGCGAUCAACUUCAAUUGGGUGUCGAAGUUGAAACUAAUUUCCGAAUGCAAGAAGCGGUGGCUACACUCGGCUAUCAAAUUGAUCUACCCAAAUCUGAGCUGGUGUUCCGUGGAAUGGUCGACACCAACUGGUCAGUGGCAGCCGUCCUGGAGAAGAAACUUCAACCACUGCCAUUCACAUUUGCACUAAGUGGCAUUUUGAAUCAUACCAAAAAUCAGUUCCGGCUGGGCUGUGGAUUGAUCAUUGGUUAAGGAUAUGCGCUGAGAAUUUCUAAGACGAAGUUCAUGACAUAACUGCUCGAUGUGUGCAUAGUGUUUUCCCAUUGAGUGAUAUUGAUAGAGGACUCUUGUUUCCAGCGAAAACGAGCAACACAACAAAGUUAGUCUGUUAGAAAUAUAAAAAUAAAAACUGAACGAAAUAUAUAUCAAUAGCUAAAUCAGUAUGACAGAGAUCUAUAACAUUAAUAAAAAGUUAUAUGCUUGGACUACUGAAGAGAUUUGCUUUAUUCUAAGUCAGUUGUAUUUGCUCAGAACGGUCGAAGCGUUUAUGUUGUUCCUAGUAAUCAGUCACGAAAACUAAAGUGUUGCCCUGCAUUCCCUCGUGAAGCAAUAAACAGUUUCCACACUCGCA
Messenger RNA from Toxorhynchites rutilus septentrionalis, 1562 nucleotides. Its product is annotated as mitochondrial import receptor subunit TOM40 homolog 1-like. Gene Ontology annotation, cellular component: mitochondrial outer membrane translocase complex; mitochondrial outer membrane. Gene Ontology annotation, biological process: protein import into mitochondrial matrix. Bases 212 to 1183 code for a protein of 323 amino acids. Gene Ontology annotation, molecular function: transmembrane protein transporter activity. Lineage: Eukaryota; Metazoa; Arthropoda; Insecta; Diptera; Culicidae. The transcript has 2 exons. The record is from RefSeq and is a predicted model, not a curated record.